Trichomonas vaginalis G3 is the source of this 780-nucleotide messenger RNA. Its product is annotated as e2F-like (mammalian transcription factor) family. Gene Ontology annotation, molecular function: RNA polymerase II cis-regulatory region sequence-specific DNA binding; DNA-binding transcription factor activity, RNA polymerase II-specific. The transcript has a single exon. The coding region runs from base 1 to 780 and encodes 259 amino acids. Lineage: Eukaryota; Parabasalia; Trichomonadida; Trichomonadidae. The record is from RefSeq and is a predicted model, not a curated record. Gene Ontology annotation, cellular component: RNA polymerase II transcription regulator complex. Gene Ontology annotation, biological process: regulation of transcription by RNA polymerase II.
AUGAAUUUUACCCCAAGAGAAUCCAACUUUUCUGCGACAGUUAAAAAAAUCAUAUCCCAAUGCAAGGCUUCACCACAAGAAUAUAUUAAAGUUAACACCAUUGCGGAAAACGAAAACUGCGAAAAAAGAAGAUUAUACGAUUUAUUUAAUGUGUUAUGCUCGCUUGGUUUGUGCACCAAAACUGUCAAUAAAAUGUAUUGCUGGUCAGGAGAAGACAAUAUGCUCAAGACAAUCAACGAAGAAUAUGAAAGAGUUGAAUCCUUAGCAAUAAACAAUGAUUUCUGGACUAUUUUUAAGAUGCCUGAAUCUCCUCCUAUUGGUCAACUUGCCUUGACCACCGUAAUUAUCUAUCUCUUCUUUGGAACUAAUGAAAUGGCGCUCAAGCAAGUAUGCCUUGUUAUGGCCCAGAAGCGUUCAAAAAUGAGUUGUUUGCUUAGAAGACUUUAUUUGGCCGCAUUCUUCUUAGAGCAAGUUGGCGUCAUCGCUCAUUCUUUCCAAAUUGGUUCAUAUACCUUACUUUUAGACUACAAAUAUAUUAUAUCUAGCUCCUUCUCAAAUAUGAAAGAGCGCCUUGUUUUUCCGUUUAACUCUAUUGCUUCACAACUCCAUAGAAUUGAUGAUAAUUACUUACAUGAAAUUAAAUAUAUUAGGAAUCAGCUAUUGAUUCAAAAGAUGAAGGCUACCCAUGUCUCCAUUCUUCCAAACAAUGGUCAUGAUAAUGAUCAAGAUCAGAUCGAAUAUGAACCACCAUCUCCUGUGAAGAUGGUUGAAAUUUAUUAA